Molecule: messenger RNA, 510 nt
Organism: Fimicolochytrium jonesii
Lineage: Eukaryota; Fungi; Chytridiomycota; Chytridiomycetes; Spizellomycetales; Powellomycetaceae
Product: cytochrome b5-like heme/steroid binding domain-containing protein
Exons: 1
Coding region: 85-510 (141 amino acids)
Molecular function (GO): heme binding
Source: RefSeq, a predicted model, not a curated record
CCGGACCCGAGUGUUUUCAAAACUCCCCUGCCCAUAUCCCGCCCCGCCUCCGCACAAUCCGACUCCCACCUGAACGCCUUCCCCAUGCUUGGCGGCCCCCAACGCGCCUCCUCCCCCUCCACCCCCCGGAAAAAAGUCCCUCUAGCCCCCGGCCACUCCCCCCUCGACUGGGCCCGCCUCCUCUUCAGCGGCCGGGACCUCCGCGGCGGGGUCAAGCAGCUCGCACGGUUCACACCCUCCGAAGUUGCGCAACACCGCUCGCGAGAUGAUUGCUGGAUGGCUGUGCAGGGGAAUGUGUAUAAUGUUACGCAUUAUAUCAAGUUUCAUCCGGGAGGCGCUGGGCAGCUUUUGAGGGGCGCGGGGAAGGAUGCGACGGAGCUGUUUAUGAAGGUGCAUCCGUGGGUUAAUGUGGAUGGGCUGUUGGGGAAGUGUCAAGUGGGGUAUCUGGUUAAGGAGAGGGAGGGGGAGGUGCAGGAGGGGAAGGAGGGGAAGGAUUCGUUGGGGGUGUGA